AUGGCGGUGUCGAAACCCAAGAAGCAGUCCUGCCUGCACGGGUUGUCCGUCCUCCCCAUGGGCGUGGCUGUUGGACAUGCAUCAGUGACAGGGGGGUCGCGAUGGAUGAUAUGGGUUUCCGGUUGCGAGACUUCAGGUCUUGGGGGGCUCACAGUGUGGGGACCUUGCAAGCACACGAUUUGGGUUGAACUGAAGCUGACGGAGCUGACGGAGCUGACGGAGCUGACGGCGGGGGAGAGCUUGAGGAGACAAAGAGGGAGAAAAAAAGACAACAACAAAGGCAAAACCCACUCUGCCGUCCCGAUUGGAAGGGCCAGGCAAUCACUUGACACACCGGUCAGCUCCACCCGCCGCCAAAGCACGACAAAGGUGCAGUGCAGUGCGGUGCGGCCAGCUGGAUCACAGCCCGGCGACAGAACAGCCAGAUCACAGAGCAGGGACGGCUCCAACGACGGCGUCACUGCCAGCACCACCACAACCAGCAGUAGCAGCAGCACCACCACCACCACCACCCGCUCGCCCGUCGCGCACAUACACACACCUGCCGGCAGCAGAACGCUGGACUGA
Gaeumannomyces tritici R3-111a-1 is the source of this 567-nucleotide messenger RNA. RefSeq lists its product as hypothetical. Lineage: Eukaryota; Fungi; Ascomycota; Sordariomycetes; Magnaporthales; Magnaporthaceae. The record is from RefSeq and is a predicted model, not a curated record. The transcript is spliced from 2 exons. The coding region runs from base 1 to 567 and encodes 188 amino acids.